This is a messenger RNA of Epinephelus moara (kelp grouper), 1031 nucleotides long. Its product is annotated as GTP cyclohydrolase 1 2-like. Gene Ontology annotation, molecular function: zinc ion binding; GTP cyclohydrolase I activity; GTP binding. The transcript is spliced from 6 exons. NCBI's taxonomy places the organism in Eukaryota, Metazoa, Chordata, Actinopteri, Perciformes, Serranidae. Gene Ontology annotation, cellular component: cytoplasm. Bases 79 to 750 code for a protein of 223 amino acids. Gene Ontology annotation, biological process: tetrahydrobiopterin biosynthetic process; tetrahydrofolate biosynthetic process. The record is from RefSeq and is a predicted model, not a curated record.
GCAACAGCUUACCACAGGGCCUAUCUCACUGUAUCCAGCAGUAGCCUCUCUUUGACUGACAGCAGAGCAAGAACCAAAAUGGAGUCUCACCUGGGUUCAGAGAUGAAUAAAGAAGGUGACGAGUACCUGGACAUGUGCGACCAUAAUGGUUUGAGCCGAGAAGAGAACUCCAAGAACUCUGAAGAUGUAGACAAACUGUCUCACAUUAAGAAGGCUUAUACCAUCAUACUGAGUGAGCUGGGAGAGGACGUCAACCGGGAGGGACUUUUACGUACACCGCUACGUGCAGCCAAAGCCAUGCAGUUCCUCACUAAAGGCUACAAAGAAACACCUCAAGAUAUCUUAAAUGACGCAAUCUUUGACGAAAACCACGAAGAGAUGGUGAUCGUGAAGGACAUUGAGCUGUUUUCUCUCUGUGAACAUCACCUGGUGCCCUUCUUUGGCAAGGCUCACAUAGCGUACCUCCCAAACAAGAAAGUGGUUGGCCUAAGCAAGCUUGCUAGAAUAGUUGAGAUCUACAGCAGAAGGCUUCAAGUUCAGGAGCGUCUCACCAAACAGAUUGCCUCAGCCAUCUCUGAAACGUUGGAACCUGGCGGAGUAGCAGUGGUGAUUGAGGCUGUGCACAUGUGCAUGGUGAUGAGAGGUGUGCAGAAGAUGAACGCCAGCACCGUUACAAGUGUGAUGCUGGGAGGAUUUAAUGAAGAUCCCAAGACCAGGAGGGAGUUCCUUGAACUUGCAAUAUAUAAGUGAACAGAUUAUAUGUGAGAAGGGAACAUUUACACCUGAUGAGUUAUUCAUUUCCGCCAGUCUUACUUUCAGGGAAUUAGUGUUUUUAUGCUGUUGGUGGCGACCCUUCUUAAGCUGAUAUGUAUUUAUCCUGUUUAAGUGUCACACACGAGGAAUGUCUUACCAAACGUACGUUGGAAUAUGAAAUAUGUUCAACACAUGGUGGUAAUGUUUAAUUAAUAUAAUGGCGACAUGGUGCUUAAAGUAUUAUCUCCAAUGCAAAGUUACACUGAAAAUAAACAUAA